Molecule: messenger RNA, 501 nt
Organism: Prunus dulcis (almond)
Lineage: Eukaryota; Viridiplantae; Streptophyta; Magnoliopsida; Rosales; Rosaceae
Product: pentatricopeptide repeat-containing protein At4g25270, chloroplastic-like
Exons: 2
Coding region: 1-501 (166 amino acids)
Biological process (GO): RNA modification
Molecular function (GO): RNA binding; protein binding
Source: RefSeq, a predicted model, not a curated record
AUGAGAUGUGCGGGGUCUUCAGCAGGGAAGAAGGCUGAGGCCCUUGGUAAAAUAGACCUUAAAUGCAUCCAUGCUCUAAUCUUCCAACAUGGAUCCAACCAAAACCUUCUCCUCUCCACAAAGCUUGUUACUUUGGCAUCUUCCAUGGCCCCUACCAUGGACUAUGCACGAAAACUGUUCGACACAAUGCCCAAAAGGGAUGCGUUUCUUUGGAACACUUUGAUCAGGGGUUAUGCUGAUCGGGGUCCUUGCCAUGAAGCCAUAGUUUUGUACAGAAACAUGCAUCACAGUGGGUUGUCCCCUGAUAACUAUACUUUCCCUUUUGUGGUUCGCUCCUGCACAGUGCAGUUGGCUUUGAGGGAAGGGAAAGAAGUGCAUUGUAACAUUAUUAAAUAUGGGUUUCAUUCAGAUGUGUUUGUUCAGAGCUCUUUGGUCAGUAUGUAUUCACAAAGUGGUGAAACUUUGAACUCAGAGUUUGUUUUCAGUGACAUGAUUGUGUAG